This is a messenger RNA of Salvelinus fontinalis (brook trout), 1534 nucleotides long. RefSeq names its product glucose-induced degradation protein 8-B homolog. Gene Ontology annotation, molecular function: protein binding. The record is from RefSeq and is a predicted model, not a curated record. The coding region runs from base 104 to 793 and encodes 229 amino acids. Gene Ontology annotation, biological process: proteasome-mediated ubiquitin-dependent protein catabolic process; positive regulation of canonical Wnt signaling pathway. NCBI's taxonomy places the organism in Eukaryota, Metazoa, Chordata, Actinopteri, Salmoniformes, Salmonidae. The transcript is spliced from 5 exons. Gene Ontology annotation, cellular component: cytoplasm; nucleus.
AUGAAAUCCCACAUUCAUGGCUUUAUGACGAAGUCUCGCGAGUUGUCUUGUGUGAUCUUGAUUGCUAUCGCUGAAGAGUAGGAGGAAAAUAUCAGGACAAUUCAUGAUGAGUUAUGCUGAAAAGCCGGAGGAGAUAACGAGAGAGGAGUGGAUGGAAAAGCUCAACAAUGUCCACAUUCAGAGAGCCGACAUGAACAGGCUCAUCAUGAACUACUUGGUGACAGAGGGGUUUAAGGAGGCAGCUGAGAAGUUCCGUAUGGAGUCUGGAAUUGAGCCCAGUGUGGACCUGGAUUCUCUGGAUGAGAGGAUAAAGAUCCGGGAGAUGAUCCUGAAGGGACAGAUACAGGAGGCCAUUGCACUCAUCAACAGCCUGCACCCAGAACUGCUCGACACAAACCGCUACCUGUACUUUCACCUACAGCAGCAGCACCUGAUUGAGCUGAUCCGUCUGAGGGAGACUGAGGCAGCACUAGAGUUUGCUCAGUCCCAGCUGGCAGAGCAGGGGGAGGAGAGCAGAGAGUGUCUGACAGAGAUGGAGAGAACCCUGGCCCUGCUGGCCUUCGACAACCCUGAGGAGUCGCCCUUCGGAGAUCUCCUCAACACGAUGCAGAGGCAGAAGGUGUGGAGUGAAGUGAACCAGUCUGUGCUGGACUACGAGAACAGAGAGUCAACGCCCAAACUGGCCAAGCUCCUCAAACUGCUCCUGUGGGCUCAGAACGAACUUGACCAAAAGAAAGUCAAGUACCCCAAAAUGACAGACCUCAGCAAGGGCACGAUCGAGGACCCAAAGUGACCGCACGCCAGGCUAUGUGUGCCGUGGGAAACUAAAUGGACUCACCUACUCCCCUCCUAUCUAUUUAUGCUCCGACACAGACUGACUCAUACUACUUUUUUUUCUUUUUUUGUGUGGGUUGCUUUUUGGGAGACUUUGAUCACAUGGACUGUGCAAACUGGAUGGUUUGUAUUUUUAAAGUGACUUUCUGACUGAAACUUCAAUAUCUGAAAUAUAAACCCUUGUAUUUUAAUGAAGUAAAAUUAGACUUUUUGUUUCAUGUCUCCGAUAGAUGGUUACAUAUUUCACAGUUACACUAUUUUUUUCUGUCUACUGGCAGGGAAAGUUAGCAAUCUUUGCAUAUGGAGGGUGUGUUUAAAGCCUAAAUUAGGCUCUCGGGACUAUAAUGUGUCAACCUGGAACAGGAAUGAGGGUGUGGUGUUUGGGUAGAACGAUUGGUUCCCAUUGCUGUGGUCCACUGUCAACAUUUUGUUUUAUUUUUCUGAACAAAAACAUGCACCGUUUAAUGAUAUUGGAUAGGGGCCAAAGCUUCUGGGUACUGAUGGUGAAUGCUUCUCAGCUGCCAAUGCCCUGUAUCUUUGUCCAGAGUUUUAUUGCAACUUUAGUUUUUUCAUCCUGUGUUAUCUUGAACAAACAAGACAAUAAUGUGAAUACAUACAGAGGCAUCCACUCAGUUCACGGUGGCUGUUUUGCAACCGGAUUAUUUACAUGUAUGGAAUAAAAUACUCUUUUGGAACACUU